This is a messenger RNA of Cynara cardunculus var. scolymus (artichoke), 2190 nucleotides long. Its product is annotated as cucumisin-like. Gene Ontology annotation, biological process: proteolysis. The coding region runs from base 1 to 2190 and encodes 729 amino acids. The record is from RefSeq and is a predicted model, not a curated record. Gene Ontology annotation, molecular function: serine-type endopeptidase activity. The transcript has 10 exons. Lineage: Eukaryota; Viridiplantae; Streptophyta; Magnoliopsida; Asterales; Asteraceae.
AUGGCCAUUAAUGCUGAUGAAGGAUCUUCUGAAGCAUCCACCUCCUCCGAGGCAUCUUCUUCUUCUACUCAGGUAUAUGUGGUGUAUAUGGGCCACAACACUCGAGAUGAUAUCUCUGCAUCAUCCCUUCACUUGAGCAUGUUACAGCAAGUUACUGGCAGGGAUGGAGAGAGACAUAUGCUUAAAAGAUACACUAAAAGCUUCCAUGGAUUUUCGGCAAGACUUACCCAAGAGGAAGCUCAAAAACUCUCAGGGAUGGAAGGGGUUGUUUCUGUGUUCCCUAGCAGAAAGAACAAAGUGGCAACAACAAGCUCAUGGGACUUCAUAGGGUUCCCACUUAAAGUCAACAGAUCAACAACUGAAAGUGACAUCAUCGUAGGUGUUUUUGACACCGGAAUUUGGCCGGAAUCAGCCAGUUUCUCUGACCAAGGUUAUGGUCCUCCUCCUGCUAAAUGGAAGGGCAUUUGCCAAGCCAAUUUCUCUUGCAACAACAAAAUAAUCGGAGCUCGACACUUCAAGGCCGAUGGUAUCUAUGACCCUAAAGAUCUCCAAUCACCAAGAGACUCUGAUGGUCAUGGAACCCACACCGCAUCCACGGCUGCCGGAAACAUAGUGAGUAAUGCGAACCUGCUAGGCCUUCACUCGGGAACAUCUCGAGGGGGUGUUCCUAGAGCCAGGAUUGCAGUGUAUAAAGUGUGUUGGACAGACGGGUGUUCAGAUGUCGACUUUCUUUCUGGUUUUGAAGAUGCCAUUGCUGAUGGAGUUGACAUAAUCAGCGCUUCGGUUGGCUUCUCAAGUGCCCAAGAACUUUUUGAAGACGGUCUUGCUAUUGGAUCAUUUCAUGCCAUGAGGAAAGGAAUAUUAACCGUACAAUCUGCUAUGAACGAAGGCCCAAAUCCCCAGACCCUUGGUAGUAUUGCUCCAUGGAUUCUUACCGUGGCUGCUGGCACUAAAAAUCCAGAUUUAAUCACCCCAAUAAGACUAGGCAACAAUAUGGUUCUAGAAGGUGUUUCAAUAAAUCCAUUUACACUUGACAGAAUGUAUCCUUUAGUUUAUGCCGGAGAUGUACCGAAUAUCAUGGCUGGUUUCAAUGGCUCAGUAUCAAGGACAUGCAUCAGAAACUCAUUGGACAAGAAUUUAGUGGAAGGUAAAAUAAUAUUAUGUGAUCAAAUUUCGACUGGAGAAGUUGAAAUGUUGGCUGGUGCUGUUGGGUCUAUCAUGAGAUAUGAUGGGCCGUAUUUUGAAUUCAUUCGUUCAUAUCCUUUGCCUGUUAGUGUUGUGAAUCCUGAUCAAGCAACCAACAUCAUUCGCUACAUAAGAUCAACAAGAAAUGCAACAGCAGUUAUAAUGAAGAGCGAAGAUGUCAUGAACUCAUCAUCCCCAUAUGUUGCCUCUUUCUCAUCAAGAGGUCCAAAUCCUAUAAUCAGAAACAUCCUCAAGCCUGACCUGACAGCUCCUGGUGUAAGAAUUCUAGCAGCAUGGCCACCUGUGGCUCCAAUUACCCAAAUAGAUAGAGACCGAAGAGCAGUGCCUUUCAAUAUGAUAUCAGGCACAUCAAUGGCCUGCCCACAUGUAAGCGGUAUAGCUGCUUAUAUCAAAACAUUUAACCCAACAUGGUCUCCUUCAGCAAUCAAGUCUGCUCUCAUGACCACCGCAUCUCCGAUGAGUGCUCAUAUCAACACAGAUGCUGAAUUUGCAUAUGGAGUUGGCUAUCUUAACCCAAUGAAAGCUUUGAGACCUGGAUUGGUAUAUGAUGUUGAUGAGGUUGAUUAUGUAACAUUUUUGUGCCAGCAAGACUAUAGCUCCAAAGAUAUAAGAAUCAUUACUGGGGUUAAUAGUAGUAGCUGCUCUCAGCUCAUGGAGCAAACCAAGGAUCUCAACUACCCUACAAUUGUAAUCCCAACACUGUAUAAUGAAGCCGUUGAUUUUAACUUCAGCAGAACUGUCACCAAUGUUGGGUCAGCCACAUCGACUUAUAGAGCUUUGAUAACUCAACCACGUGUUAGCGGUUUGCGAAUACAAGUUCAGCCGAAUGUCCUACAUUUUGAAGAAUAUGGGCAGAAGCUGUCUUUUAAGGUGUCUGUUCAGGCAACCAUACAAGGGCAAGAAAAUUCAAUUGUUUCUGGCGGUUUGACAUGGGAUGAUGGAGUGCAUCAAGUUAGGAGCCCCAUUGUUGUGCAUGUUCCAUGA